Molecule: messenger RNA, 2073 nt
Organism: Encephalitozoon intestinalis ATCC 50506
Lineage: Eukaryota; Fungi; Microsporidia; Unikaryonidae
Product: exocyst complex subunit Sec6
Exons: 1
Coding region: 1-2073 (690 amino acids)
Biological process (GO): exocytosis; exocyst localization
Cellular component (GO): exocyst
Molecular function (GO): SNARE binding
Source: RefSeq, a predicted model, not a curated record
AUGGAUAAGGCAUUGUCUCAGCUAUCGGAGACGCUUCGGCAUCCAAGUGAUCUACAAACAAAGCUAGAGAGUAUCGAAAGGUCCACCAGAGAAACAUACGAACGCCAUGACCAGAAUCUUACAGGAAUGAUCUCCAGGUGUUAUUCUAGCAUACUGAACAUAUCAAAGAGGAUAUAUGCACUGGAAGAGCACCUUAAAGACUUUGUAGAAAACAAAGACAGAAAUGUACGGGUUCUAGAGGACUUUUUUUCUCUUGUGAAAGACUAUAGAUCUGUAAAGAUGAUAUGCUUAGCACAUUCAAACUUAUGCCGAGUAAUUGAGUUUUCCGACAAGCUAAAGGGCAUAGAGGAUCCUGUGGAAUCAGAGGACAUUGUUGCAUACCACACCAAAGUAUAUGACUCCGAGGAUUUUGGAUGCCAAUUAGACAUGUAUAACGCCGGGAUAUCGCACGACGACUAUAUCGAAGUCAAUAAGGCACUAAACACAAUAGAAAAAAACUCAUUAGAUUUUACUGCAAAAGUUCUUGAGGUUUGCGAAGAGUUCAUUGAAAACCACGAGAUUAUGGGUAAGAUAGUUCAGAUUGUCGAGAAGGAAGAGUCUCGGGACGAAUUAACGAGAAAAGUUCAAAAGGGCGAAAAGAGUGACGAUCCAGUGCUCAAGGAGCUCUACCGAAUGUAUAAAAUGUAUGCAACAAGAAAGCCAAAAAUGUUAAAAGAUAAGGUAGUUAAGUCUAUUAAGGUAUCUGUGAAGACUAAGUUCGAUAAGCUAGAAAACGAAGAGAUAUUUGUGAACAAGAUGGAUUUUGUAUUGAACGACCUGUCAUUUAUCAAGGAGAACAUAAAGCUAAGCUUCUAUCCAUUUGAUGACAUUCUUAUGCUGUACCACAAUAACCUGAAGGACUUCCUUGACAGGAAUACAGAAAGGCUAGACGCCGGAGAAAUACUAGCUAUUGUAGAAUAUGUUGGAAACUACUACGAUACUAUUGAAUCUAAAUUCAAUAAGAUAGCCGAUGCAUUGGGGAAAAGGCUUUUGGGAAACGAGACAGAACUCCUUGAGAAGUAUACAAGGACGGCACAGGAAAAGCUGAGGGAAUGGAUUAUGAACAUAAGCAAGAUUGAGGUUGAGAAGUUUUAUGCCAGAAGUGAAGAGCUUGCCAGAGACGAAGAAGACAAGCUUGUGAGUCCUGGGUUUGUCAGCCUCCUUCAAAUAAUAAGGAUGCAGCUUGAGCCUAUUGCAUUCAACAAUAGAAUAUUCGCACACAUAACAAGGACAAUUACAAAAUAUUGUGAAAUGUUUAAGGAACAUCUUGUUGAAGCAAUGGAUAAGGACUUUAAGCCAUCUUGUGAAAUGAAUAGUAAGGUUGGAUACGAAGAUUUCUGCAUUAUGUUUGGAAACAGUGGUCUUAAGAUAGCCCAGUACAUCACGUCUUUGCCAUCAUACCAUAACGAUGAAGUUAAGGAGCUAGGUGAUAUAUUCAUCGAUAUCUUAAAAGCUUCCAACACAUUUCUGUCUGAGUUUAUUAUAUACUCAUGCCAGCCUGCAAUCGAUAAGAUAUUCACAGAUGAAUGGUACAGGGGGAACAUUACAAAGAUUGUGGUUUUAACUUUGCAGGAUUUUCUUUCCGACUACCAGAACACCAUGAGCGAGUACUCCUUUGUUACAUUUAUUCACGAGCUUUCAACAUCUAUUGUAUUAGCUUACAUGAAACAAUUGGGGAGAAAGCGAGCCACCAUAGCUGAGGAAUGCAACAAGGUUUUGAAGUCGGAUCAUACAAAAUUGUAUGAGCUGCUUAGUGGGUACGGAGAUAAGGAAGAUGUAAAGACCUGUCUUUCUCCAAUUCUCAAGGUCAUUCCGUUGAUGGAUACAAGAAACGACGAUCUCUUCAUUGUAGAAGUGAAAUCUUUGAAGCUUAUAUAUCCGGACAUCAAAAGGAGUUUUAUCAAAACAAUUAUAAAGAAAAGGCAAGACCUCACCGAGGAUCAAAAGAAGACACUCACAGACAGACUUAAGGAAUGCUUUGUGGAAGAGGCUAGCAAGGAAAAGACGAUUUUCUCUCGCUUGCUCAAUCUGUAG